GAACAGAAGCGCAGACGGUACAGGCAGGCAACAGGUGGACGGACAAGCCCUCCGCAAUUGAUGGAAUGUGGGGUUAUUAGCACAAAUCCUGUAGAAUUGCAACAAAUUACAGAGAGAGAGAGAGAAAGGUUUUCUACUACCAACUUCUAUUACUACCUUGGACUCCUUCAUCCUUACAAUGCCUAAGAGUGACACAUGGCCGGGUGGUGUCGCCAUAGAGACAAUGACUGGCAUGGAGAGUGCAGGCAGCUGUGACAGUGUUAUCAGCAUGAACUCUGGAUUUAGUGACGAUAGCUUUGAACACCUGUCUGCUGAGGAGAGGGCAUGUCUCAUGUUCUUGGAAGAGACCAUAGAGUCCCUAGAGACUGAGGAGGACAGUGGACUAUCCAAUGAUGAGCCUGACCGCCUGCCCACCCCUGGCAAUGUGGCCACCAAGAUGGCCAACCUCUCUGCCUCCAUGGGCCAAAACAAACUCAACAAUGUAUCAACAUAUCCCAGAGAGCAGAACGGUUACCUGGUUCCUACUCCAUUCAUCCUGGCCAACAGCACCUCCUGCAUCCUGCCAAAGGCUAGGCCAGGCAUACCCCAAGAUAAGGAGAACUCUCUCUCAAAGCCCCAGGUCACUGCCUUGGACAACAUGCCAUGUCAGGGCAACCACCCUUGUUUACCCCCUGAGGUCAAUGUUGUUGUGAUUCCCCCUCUGUCAAAGCUCAAAGACUACCCUGGUCAGAGACCACCUACUUCACCCAGAGGCCCUCUGUCCUAUGAAGCCCUAGUGCAGCUGAGGAAGAGUGCCUCCAUGAAGAGAACUCCUCAAAGUCCCACAGCUGAGACCAGAGACUGGAACAGGCAGCCCUCUGCGUCAGACAUACCCAUUCACCCGCAUCAUGGAAGCACACCCAGAGGCUGCUCAGUCACCCCAGCCCAGGGGAUUCUCCCCCGGGAGCCCAGCAAGCACAAGGCCAGUCCUCCAGUUGUGUUCCCAAAACCCCCCAAAAUCCCUUCCCACAUUGCUGUGAAUACCCAAAGGGAUACUGCUAACCCCACUACGGCCUCCAGUGCCCCUUCCUUGGGCUCAUUGCCCAGGGACAGGCGUUUGUCGGACCCACAGAAGGUGAGAAAUGAUGCCUUACAAAAGCUGGGGCUCCUGAGAGACAAUAAUGAGUCCCAACCUGAGCAUGUUACGCCACUGUGCACCCCCAAAUCUCACUCCUCCUUGGAACUAACUUCAGCCCGUGUGGGAGUCAAAGCUCCACCUCAUGGUAACCCAACAAGAAGCCAGCCCUCAACUACCUCCCAGGGACCCAGAGAAUCUAACAGCAGGCCAGUAAAAAGUAGCAGCAGCUUCCUCCAUCGCUCUAGUGAGGAGCAGCCCACCGCCCCCCUCUCACACCCGUCCAAACCCAGUGGGGUCAAAGCUGCCACCCUGGAGCUCUCAGGGGUGGGGCUUGGGAGCUACAUGGCCGAACAUGGGAUACAUCCUGAUCCCCACUCCGCCACCCUGGACAGCCAGAGGGAGGGUGGACAUUGCACCCCAUCUGCUCUCAACAAAGCCUCAGAACAGGUGAAAACAACCCCCACUGCUCAGCCAGUGUCCCCCCACAAGACCCUGCACUGCCCAGGCUUCAGUGUGGUGAUGAUGCCCAGCAUGGGAGAAGACAGACGAGAGGCACUUAGGAAGCUGGGGCUGCUGAAAGACUAGGCCCGGAGAGAAGGCAGCCAAAAUAUCUGCCCAGUGGAUAAACAGAUAUACAGAGGGUAUCAAAUGAAACAGACUUCCACCACCAGGGAAGCAGAAAAAAGUGGGGAUUGAACCGAUUUCUGUAAAUAUUUUGAGCAUUGACAAUGCUGGCUUUUCAGGAAAGACUGGCCUCUUUCUUCCAUUUCUCUCUUUAAGAGAGUAAUUUCGUUUAAAUUAUUUGAAUUCCAUUUUGUUCCGUUUUAUUCUUCUUCUGUCAGCUCAAUAUAAACAUUGCACAGUUUCUCUAGCGAUAAAGCAGAUCAAGCCUGAACUGUGUGAAGCCUGAACUGAACUGUGUUGGGAGUUGUAGUUUCCAACAGGCCAAUAUUCUACAUAGUUAAGUGCAGAAAACAUGGUAAUUAACUACAAUGAUGAUAAUCCAUUGCGCUUACUUGUCCGUCUGUGUUAUUCUUUUACACCUGUUACGUUGCGUUAGUGUGUGGCAGACACAGAGGUCAAGAGAAGAGACAGAAGAAUGCUCGAUCAGAAGGGAUAGAGAGUAGUUGCUUCACGAGUUACAUCUACCUAAAAAUAUUUGAUCUAAGUAUGCCUUAUUUACUUUGAAGAACUACUAAAAUAGCGAUUAAGUGAGACAGCAUAGGCAGCAGCUCUAUAUGAACCGAACCGACCUCAAAAAAACACUAAUUUACUGUUACCGCAAUUUAAUUUUCAUGUCAGUUGUUUAACAACAUUAUAUUUUUACAUUGUUUUUCUAUGAUUUUGUUGUCACCGAAUCAGUCACUGAACACUCUUUUAAAGUAAAUCAGAGAAGUGUCUUAUCAUAAUUAUUUACCCCCUUACAUUUAGUUGCUUUACAAAGUGUGAUUUAAAGGGAUUUAUUGUGAUUUUUUUGUCAUUGAUCUACAGAAAAUACUCUAUAACAUCAAAGUGAAAAUACAUAUCUACAAAUGUUUACAAAUAAACAAAAAUACAUAACUAAAAUGUAUUGGUUAUAUAAGUAUUCAACCCAUAUGUUAUGGAAAGCCUAAGUAAUAAUUCAACCACGAAAACCAGAGAGGUUUUCCAAUGCCUUGCAAAGAAGGGCACCAAUUGGUAGAUAGGUAAAAAAAAAAAGCAGACACUGAAUAUCCCUUUAAGCAUGGUAAAGUUACUAAUUAGGCUUUGGAUGGUGUAUCAAUACACUAAGUCACUACAAAGAACUGAGUUGCCAGAGAGGAAGGAAACUGCUCAGGGACUUCACCAUGCCAAUGGGGAUUUUAAAACCGUUACAGAGGAUAAUGGCUGUGAUAGGACAAAACUGAGGCCGGAUUAACAUUAUUGUAGUUACUCCACAAUACUAACCUAAAUGACAGAGGGAAAAGAAGAAAGCCUGUACAGAAAAAUGUGUCAAAUGAAUUCACUUUUUGUUCUGAAUACAAACCGCAAUGUGUGAGGCAAAUCCAACACAUCUCUGAGUGCCACUCUCCAUAUUUUCAAACAUGGUGGUGGCUGCAUCAUGAUAUGGGUAUGCUCGUAAUUGGCAGGGAUGGGAGUUUUUCAGGAUAAAAAGAAAUGGAGCGGAGCUAAGCACUAGUAAAAUAAUAGAGGAAAACCUGGUUUAGUCUCCUUUCCACCAGAGACAAUUUCCCCUUUCAGCAGGACAAUAACCUAAAACAAAAGGCAAAAUAUACACUGGAAUUGCUUACCAAGACUACAUUGAAUGUUCCUGAGUACAGUUUUGACUUAAAUCGUCUUGAAAAUCUAUGGCAAGACUUGAAAAUGGCUGUCUAGCAAUGAUCAACAACAAACUUGACAGAGCUUGAAGAAUUUUGAAAAGAAUAAUGGCAUAAUAUGGCAUAAUCCAAUUGUGCACAGCACUAAGGGGCCGAUUCGAACCAAAGCUAAGCGCGCGUAAAUGGAACCCGCUAUUCAUUUGGUGAAGAUCUAAUAAAUGAAGGUGUGGCGGAUUUGUGUCUACAGAUAUGACGUAUUCUGAUCUUGAUUUAAUUCCCUAAUAAUUCCACCACAUUUACACACGAGAAAACCAUAAAUAAGGUCUAGCAAACAGACCAAUUCAAAGUGGAAAAAGAAUCUACUUAUUUUUUUCCGAUAGAAAUAAUACUAUUUUCCAUGCAAUGUAAUUUACAACUUGUUAAGAGCUAUUGAUAAGAUCUAGGUAAAUGAGUAAUCUGUUUGGCUAAGGGAAUUGUAAAUAUAAAUUACACUUGUUUUAGAUCUAUUUUACCUUAUAAUCGCUGGAGACAAAUGUGAAACCAGUUAUAUGGCAGCAAACAGGAGCAUAUCAACAUAUCAACAUACCCACGGUAAAGUUUAUGAAUUGUUGUGCCAUUAUGCAAAAUGUCAAUUGUAAGGGCUUUUAACUUGCAGGAAUGGGCACUCUCGAAUGUGUUAAUUAUAGGCUACCCAGACUUUCUCUGUUUCCUAUUUCUAGCAUUUUAAUAGCCACUAUCAGUAUUGGUUGUCAGUAGGCAUAAUAACCACACAUAUUCAACUGUCAAUUUCCUGUUAGUUCCCUUCAGAUGGUAAAGCCUACGUUAUCAUUCCAUUUAAUUACAUUGUUUAGUUUACCUUCGUUGCUUCCUCUGUAAACGCCGUCAUGGCCGUGAGGUUGUUGCUGAAGAUCAUUAGUGACAAUUGAUGAUACUGUAUAUAAAAAUAGCCUACUAUUGUACACUAUUCUCCCUAUUAUAAUUCUACUGUAUAUACAGUAAUCUUUCAACAUUAUCAUGGAUUGACGAACUGAAUGUGACAAUUUUCAGAAUGAAUUUAUUUUCCUUAACCUAAAUAAUCUGCAAGAUCAGAGUAUUUUUUUUAUCUACCAAUUGGUGCUGAAACAAAGAAGAAUAUGCAUAUAUUUAGAUGGCUUUCAUUCAUUGAUACCUAAUAUUCUGAAGCCGUUCUCUCGAUAUAUUCUAGUGAGUCUGUCAACAAAAUUCAAACUUAAAUGUACACUGUCUUUAAAGGGGUGGCUUAAGAUAAAUGUACUGAAAACCCUAUUGAAUGAAAACUCCACGAGAAAAUUUGUUGGCCAGCAAGUGGGAGGAUUUUCAGGGGUUGAAUUAAAUGUAUUCAGAGCGCACAAGGCAGCCAUACCUGCAGAGCGCAUUAAGCGACUUAAUAAGGUAUGUCUGAACACCAAAUACUGAGAAGUGCAUAGGAAAGGCAUCAGUGGGAACGUCAAAUUCCUAAGUCUGAAUCGGCCCCUAUGAGACUUACCCAAGAAGUAUACCCAAACGUGUUCUAUAAAGAAGACUCACAGCAGUAAUCACUGCCAAAGGUGUUUCUAAGAUCCCACUGGGCAAAACAGUUUGAACCCCCAAAAAAUCUAUGUGAUAACAUUGAAUCAACGUGGAAAACGAAUUGGAUUUGCAAAAAGUAAUCAAUGCAAGGACAUUUUGUUUAUAUAUUUGGAAUUCACAAAGUUGACAACUCCACCAAAUGUAAAUCAAAACUGGCGUCUGUGCCCAGUGGGGUGCAUUGUCUCAGGGGGGGGGGGGUGAAUACUUAUUUAAUUAAGAUAUAUUUGUUUUUAAUUUUAAUUAAUAAUAAAAAAAAUGUAAUGGCAUUUUUAUUUCACUUUGACAUUAUUUUGUGUAAAUCGUUGAAGAAAAAAAUGACAAUUAAAUACAUUGUAAUCCCACUUCGUAACACAAUAAAAUACGAGGAAAUCCAAGGGGGGAAUACUUAUGAUAGACACUUUAACUUUAACAGGCGUGUCAUAUUUGCGUCAUAAUUGCUGUGUAACAGACUGCAUUCGUGGUUGAGAUGUGAACGUAUUUGAUCAUACACUUAAACAUGUUGGACUAUUUUGUGUCAGAUGAACAUUUCCUUUCCAUUUUUUUCCUGACUGAGCUUCCCAUUGUUAAAUUACAGCCAUUUGUUUUUCCUCCAACCCUCACAACCCAAUCAAAGAAUAGGUUUUGUAGAAAAAGACAAAUAAUUAUUUAUACAGGUACUUUCCACCAGCUUUACCUUUCUCUGCCUCAGUGCACCCUCCUCUCAUCUUACAGACUAGUCAUACUACUCAUUUUACACAUGCCACUUUCGCAAUGAGAAAGCCUACUCAGCUGUCUGUGUGUUAUCGGAUUAUCUUGGACUGCACCUCUAUGUGAACCUGUCCUACUGAACAGACCAGUGCUUUCUUUUCUGUGGUGUUCAUUCCUAAUGUCCAAACAGCUCUUUCAUUUCAUUAAACAGUUUCAGCGAGAGGUCAGUAUCUUAUAUACCCUCUACCUGGAAAUGUGGUCACAACAUCACUGUUGCUAUGGUUCCACUUCAGUGUUAUCUCUUAAUGAGGUAUUAUUGUAGUGGAGCCGUAUCCAUGUCUGAGUGGAGUACUUUGCAUAUGAUGGUGUCACCUCUCUCAACUGAAACGCCUGCCACCGGUCAAGUCAUAUUGAACAAUGGAUGGAAAAAUCGAUCCAUUACGCAAGUGGGAAACACAGUACAGAGAAAGAAAAAAUAAAUUAUUUGAUUAAUCGAUCUUCAGACUAAAUGGACACCUCCCAAGUGAUGUUCCAUUGUGAUGGCAAUUUACAGUAUGUGGUUAGGGAUAUUAAAGGGAUAGUUCACCCAAAUUAGAAAACCCUGUAAACAGUCUAUGGACAAGGUAUGACAGCAAUCCAUGCUUUGGUUGUGUUUAACUGGUUUCAAAUGCUAAACGUUUUGCAUUUAUGGCACAAAUCCAAAGCAAGUCAAUGGUACCUAUAGUAAUAUUUUCAUGUUUCAUAUCCAAAUCAUCUUAAAGUAUCUACAAAUGUAUUGUGUAACUCAAUUAAGUUAGUUAAAGAUGUCGACAUGAAGCGUGGAAAGGCUAAUGUACAGUGUCUUCAGAAACUACUCACACCCCUUUACUUUCCACAUAUUGUUGUGCUACAGCCUGAAUUUAUAAUGAUACAAUUUCGAUUUUGGGUCUCUGGCCUUUAUACAAAACUCCAUAAUGUUUUUAAGUGGAAUAUUUGUACAAAUUUAUAAAAAAGUAAAAGCUGAAAUGUCUUCAAUAUGUAUUCAUCCCCUUUGUUAUGGCAAACAUAAAUAAGUUCAGGAGUAAACAUUUGCUUAACAAGUUACAUAAGUUGCAUGGACUCACUCUGUGCAAUAAUAGUGUUUAACAUGCUUUUUGAAUGACUACCUCAUCUCUGCACCCCACGCAUACAAUUAUUUUUUAAGUCCAUCAGUCGAACAGUGAAUUUCAACCAAUUUCAACCACAAAGACCAGGGAGGUUUUCCAAUGCCGAGCAAAUAAGGGCACCUAUUUGUAGAUGGGGUAAAAAAUAAAUAAUUAAAGGCAGACAUUGAAUA
Messenger RNA from Oncorhynchus keta (chum salmon), 7003 nucleotides. Its product is annotated as specifically androgen-regulated gene protein-like. Bases 179 to 1702 code for a protein of 507 amino acids. The transcript is spliced from 4 exons. The record is from RefSeq and is a predicted model, not a curated record. Lineage: Eukaryota; Metazoa; Chordata; Actinopteri; Salmoniformes; Salmonidae.